GGUGUUUGUGCACGGAUGGUACGACGUUUUGGGCAUGUUUUUGCCCCCUUCGCCCCUAUUUUCACGCCCAAAACCCCCAAAAGUGUGCAAAUUAACCCCUGAGGGUCACUUUGGGGCCCCCCACGCUCCAUAGGGGUGGCAUUUUGUGCAAUUGGGUGGAUUUUUUUCGCCCCGAAAAGAACGUGAUCCUCUCUUCUUUUUGGAACCAAUUAAAAAAAAAUAAGGCUGAUUAAUAAAAGAAAAAUGAUUAAGUGUAGUGUUUAGUGAGAGAAACAGAUUCAAAGGAAACCCUUAAGAUUAAAAAAAGGGCAUUUAUUUGGGGCUUAAAGCCUCCCAAACAAACAACAUUCAGUGGAAAGAAGAAAGAAUAAGAAGUGAAUUAAAAGUGUCCAGGAAGUGGUAGUGCAAAGGGUGCAGUGUAGUUGAGGUAAAUGGGCCAGGUGGGUAAAUGAAUGGAUGGGCCUUCGUCGAACAGCUGCAUCGGUUGUGGUGAACGUCAAAACGUCGUCAUCCGAUGUGGCCGCAAUGGCACCCGCUCUAACGGAGCCCGUGACACAGAGUAAAUUGUCAUCGCCGGCAACGGCAGCCUCCCCCCAUCCUGAUAUACAUUCAUCAACAAAUUCAACCCAUGUGGAUGAUCAGCCCCACAAUUACUACUCCGUACGUCCGAAGGUAUCAUCCGCAAAGAAGGUUGAAUUGAGCAGCAGUGGUGGUGGUGGUGUGACAAAGGGUUCCUUCCAGUUGGCAUUUGUGGAGUCUGUCGGCAUUGAGGCAUCAUCGAAUGGGCUGGCGGACUCCGGUCCAGUGGAUGAUUCAACGCACAUGGAUCACACAGCAGCGAAUGAGAGAAGUACAGAGGCUGAUGAUACUCCCAGGGCGCAGCCAGCACAAGAGAAUGUUGCUGUAAAUAACACAGAAGAGAUGUGUGGUAGUACUAGUGGUGGUGGUGUAGCCCAAAAGGUGGGAGUUAAACAACCACCAGCAGCAGCAGCAUCCUCAUCAACGGGGGCUGUUCCUGCUGCUGCAGCUCCAAAGGGGAGUGAUUAUAUAAAGGAGAAUGCGGAAAUUGAGCAAUUUAUGGGUGAAUUGGCGUCAUCGAGUGACAUUGAUCUCUUCCAAGUGUUCAAGAGUCUCGAGACAGCCGCCCAAGCUGGUGGUGAUGGUCUCUGUGAUUUGGCACCAUUCUCCAUUUUUGGGGAUGACGUAAUGAGCGUGGAAGAGGUCACGGCGUCUCAGCUGAAGGACAGCGACACCCAACAGUUGCGGCAGGAGAUUGAGAAGCGUCAGUAUCAGAUGCAGCGAAAGUGUGACUUUCUCCUGCGUCGCCUCCGGAAGUUGCAGGUACGCUCAAUGGGUGGGCAUGUGAGUGAAGAAGUUGCGGGGUUGUUUGAGUACACAAAUCGCCUUCUAAAGCGCAAAGAGCGCGAUAGUGUGAAGACAAUUGUGAAUCAUCCGGGUCAGGUGAUUGUUGAUGUUGGUUCCACUGCUCCUGCGACAUUUAUUCCACCCACCGGAAGUGGUGUAGUGUCGCAAAAGCAACAGAAUCAGGAGAAUCUCAAGCCACUCAAUCAGAUGGCAUUGAGAUCCUACCUGAAACGCAUUGAAAAUGUUGCCCUAACGCAAAAUUCAAUGGCGCAAAAGAGGAAUACAACAGUGGUGAUGCUUCCCGGUGGCAAGGGGACCCCCGCCAUUGGGAGCCUCCUGCCGCAUCUGGAGGAAACAGCACGAGCACAGUUGGAGCACACAUCGGGGAUGCUGCGUACGGAACUUCGUGCUGUGGAAUCAGCAAUGGAUUCCGAUGCAACAGCCACGAGUUCCGGUGGGGAAUCAGCUGAUGAAUUGGUCAACUAUUCCAAUCCCACGCAGCAAACUCUGUCAAUAGCAAAACGAGCAUCAUGGCGAUGGGCUAAAGAUCGUGCGGCAAUUGCAACGCGCUGGAGUUGGUUACUUGCUCAAAUAUCUGAUUUGGAAUACCGUAUAAGGCAACACAAUGAUCUGCAGAAUCAAAUACGUAAGAGCAAGGGUGCUGUUACGUUUGAGGAGCCACCGCCGCAGCAUUCAGUUAAUGGGUAUCGUGGGGUUUUACCGGGUAAUUCCAAGGCUGCUACGGUGGAGGGUAGUGAGGAGACUAGUGGUGGUGGAAGUGCCCCCAAUGGGGCGUACGAUCAACAAUCCAGCAGUUCGAGUCGUACGAGACCAUUUCAACGGAGUGGCUUCAAAAAGCGAAAACUCCUGCAAACUGCAAAUUUGCACACGAUCUCAAAGAAGGCUGCAAGAUCAAGCACGGUUAAAUGUGGUUGUCAGUGGCCUGUCCAUCCUUGCGCGCUCUGCACGGGCCGUCAAGAUCCAACAGCACCCAGAGACCUGCCCGACAUGAUGCCUGUGUCGGAGAGAGUUGCUCUUCUGGAUCCUUGCUAUCAUUCAGUUCUCAGUUUCCCAGAAGACGUCUCUCAAAACAUCCACUUUGAAUCUGUACUGCGAAUACCGGAGUGGCAAGUAAAGGUGGUGAGAUGCACGACCAAAGCGCCGCUAAAGAGCAUGACGACUACCCCCAAGGGGUCGCUAAUGCGUGAGGAUCGGGUUAAGCCGAAACAUCGACUGUAUGACGAGUCAAAUCGAAAACUUGGGCGAAAGUUUCCUCAAGGACUUGUCACAAAUAGAAUUAAGAAGGCAAAAGCACGACGAGCACUUCAAGGUAAAUACACGCAGUUGCUGAAGCAUCAUAAAAAUCGAAAGGUGGCUGGAAUGAAACCAUCAUCGACAUCGGGUUCGGAUUCAGCUGGUUUGCAACAUGAUAUUGAAAAUGGUUUGCCACGCAGCAAAAAUGCAUCACCCACACUAAAUUCAUCGAGUUACAAACACGAAAGAUCGGGAUAUUCUGAUCUACGACGGAAUCGCAAUUCGUACGACAUUGAUAACAUUGUUAUACCGUACAGUGUUGCAGCGGCGACGAGAGUUGAGAUUCUGCCGUACAAAGAGAUUCCAACACCAAAAUGGAAAGUUGUGAGUGAUAAGGAUUUCGUGACGGAGAUUGAGAGUGAGUCUAGUCAAGUGGUGGAUGCACAAGUUGAGAAUGAAGAAGCAUUGGGGGAGACAAUUGCAACAAUUCACGAGAGAUCACUUCUCGAUGAACGAAAGAAAUUUUCGACUUUCCUCAAAUUUCCCUACAGUACUAGAUCACGUGCCAAUCGACGAAUCGACAGCCGUGCUGAGUCAAGUGGUGCAAAUACACCAGAUCCAACAUCACCGAGUGUUGCUGUUGAUCAAGAAUCAAUACCAUCCCCUGCAUGCCCAUCAACUCCACUUACGCCACUAGAACACGUCGAAGGGACAACAGAUACAAAUUCAACACCAACAGUCCCAAUACCGAAUCCACUGUCGAGUUCAACGUUAAUACGUUCAGAACGACGACGUACGACAUCACUGAAGGUCCUUGGGAGGGAUCGUGAAAGUCUCAGCGCUGGAGGUGGAGGUGGAGGUGGCAGUGGAAGUAUGGAGGGAAGACGCAGCAAUUCGCCUGAUUUGAAGGAAACAAUACCACCGUAUGAGUCGCUGGUGUUUCCGCUACCGGACGAUGUCUUUGAGGCAAUGCUUCGGGCAAUGCCAACGGAGCACUUAGUGAAAGAGUGUGUGGGUGCAAAGAGGUUGGCAUGCAAGCCACCGACGAGUCAUACAGCUGCUGCUGCUACAGCACAAUUACUCAACAAUGAGAGUGAAUCCAAUACAAUGGACAAUAUGAUUGAUAUUGAUUCCGAUGCUGAGACGGAUUCCGUCAUUUCGGCAACGGCGGAAGAGGAUCCAAAUGAUCCUGAGUGGUUUGAGGCGCAUUAAUGGAGAGAAUGGAGUGCGUGCGUGCGUGCGUGUUGGUUGUGCAACAGGAGGAAGGACAUUCAGGUUGGUGGUAAAAAAAAAAGAAAAAAAAAUGUUAAAGAGUUGGUGGCGGUGAUUUGGACAGAGGGGGGAUUGAUGAAGUUGGUUCUCUCUCACAGAGGGAGGCCCCCAGCUUCCAAAUAAACCCUCAAACAGAAAGACACAGAACAAGCCAUUUAUAAUUUAGUGAUAAAAAGAAAGAAAAAAAAAUUAACAAGAACGCCCUUUUAGGAUGAAUGAAUUGUUUUCUCUGUUUAGAAGAUGUUUUUUCUACUUUUUUCCCCAUUUUUUCUUCCCUUUUUCCUUUUUUUUUUGGUUUAGUAUAUUCUCUGUUGUUAUUCUCACAUUAAAUGUAGAAAAAUAAAAUGAAAACUAAGAGACUCAGAGAAAGAAUCUUAGGGCUAAUAUUUAGCUAAAACAUUUGGGAUUGUUAGUGUGUAGAUUUUUUUUUCAUUUUGAUUUAUUACUUUACUCUUUUUUGUCUCCUUCACACCCACUCCUAGAAUACAAAAAAAAAAAGAAAUAGAGUGAGAAAAAUAAUCAUACAAUAGCCAAAAACUAAAAAAAAAUCUUCGUUUAUAUAAAAGACGAAUAAAUUAACAAAAAAAUGCGAUUUAAUCAUACUUUGAAGAAUAAAAUUAAGAAUAAAAAAAAAAACGAAAGAAAACAUUCAAAGUGUGGUUAAGCUCAACACUGCCAAAUUCCAUUUUUCAGAAAGAAAAGAAAUAUUAGAAAGAAAGAAAAAAAUUAAACUUAUUCUUUUCUUAUUUCCCCCUUUGUAAGAAAAAAAAACAAUUCAGAAGUAUAUAUAUAUAUAUAUAAAUAUUAACAAAAAAAAAUGUAAAAUUUGUUGGAAUUACUUGUCUUUAGAGAGAGAAAGAACUUUUAUAAGGAUGAAAAAAAAGGAUAAUAAAUACAAAAAAAAAAUAUGUAAGUAGAACUUCAUUGUACUGAUUGAGAGCAUUCAGUAGACCGCAAAAACAACGUUAAGAUUAAGGAAAAGAAAUAGUGGAAAACAUUUACCAGUAUCGCCCAAUUUUUCAGUUCUAUUAAGGAAAAGAAUUUAAAGAAAGGAAAAAAGUUAGCCGAGAAAAGAAAAAUAGAACAAAAUGAAAGGAAACAAAAAUACUUAAAACCCUUAAAACGGAAAAAAAUAGUCGAAAGAAACGAUUUUGACGAGGAGGUGAAUAUUGAUUAAAAAAAAGACAAAAUUCCUCGUAAAUUAAAAAUUAAUUAACUAAAAAAAAAACAUUGAGAAUCAUUGGCUUGAAGUUUGGAGUCAAGCAUUUAAAAUUGACUUCAGAAUUAAGACCGUUUAUUAACAGAAAACUUUCAAUGGUGAUGAAGAAAUUAACCCUUUCAAGGCAUCUUGGCUUUGUUUGGAAAUAUAUUUCUCACACUUUCUCCCCCACAAAAGAAGAGAAGAGACAAAAAAUAAUAUUCAAAGAAAAAAAAAUUAAUGAGAAAAAAUAAUUAAUAAAAAUUCUAAUGUAAAAGUUAUACUCUAUGAGGGAAGAAUAUCACAUUUUUUUUACAAAGAGGAGACAAUUAUCCGGUUUAGAAGGAAUUUGGAGGGUUUAUGGGGAAGAUUUUGAGGUAUUUUGAAGUGAAGGAAAGACUGAGAAUUUUGGUUUAAGUGUUUCAAAAGUUUUGCGACUUAAGUCAAAGCCGAAAAGUUCUAAGUGACUUAAGAUGAUUCUUAUUGAAAGGAGUGAACAAUCUUUUAAAAAUCGUUUUGGUAAGUACCUUUCACGAUAUUUUUUUUUUGACUAUUCUUUAUUAUUUUCUUCGAGAGCAUAGAAAAACGCAAAAAUUUUCUAAAAUCGUAAAGUUUCGAUUAAAGAAAAAGUUUUCAAACUCUCACGUCAAAUUAUUGACAAUUUUGGAAAUCUUCCCAAGGGUGGUGUAGAGGAAAUUUACUCCAGUCCGGUGGUUCCCAUGGUGGAGCUCCCCUCAAGUGGAUGGGUGGUUGCUCUCAGGUCCGAGAUUUUUUGUUGGAGCUCCCUAUAUUUCCCAAGUGGGUUCGCGGUUUCGAUAAUCUGUUCUUCGACCAGAAGUUUUAGAGCAAUUGCAUGAGUGCAAGCCUCUCCCUUGUAUCUGGCCGCUUCCCUGAGUGAAGGAGCAUCCCAUAUCGGAUCGUUUCUAUCUCCGUCGACAUUGAUGGCGACACAGAUGGCGACUGGAAGGGGCAUCCGAGGGAUAGUAUAGUUGGCCCAAGCGUCAUCUCGCAACAGCCUGGAGAACAUCCAGGCUGAACAUCCUGUCACCUUAGGAUGGAGGGCCAAGGCCUCAAAAGUAUAUAUCAUCUGCAAGAACGAUGUAUACUUUGAGGACGAAAAGUAGUCUAUCAAUUCGCUAGGGGCCAUAUCAAGCUUGUGAGAGGCCUUUAACCACCACAAGAAGGCGGCUAGACCAGUUCCUGCUAUCGACAAAAUGCAUGCCGAUUUGAAGAUUCCCGAAAGCUCCUGUUGGCUAUGCCUAAAUCCUUGAAUCAUUAAAAGGAUGACCGGCUUAUAGCGGGGGUUCCCUUUCUUGAACAGGUUGAGAAGAGUCUUCAGUGCCUGGGUUGUAGGGGGAAUUACUGCCUGAAUGGGAGUCUUUAGCACAUCGCUGUCGAGCCCCACUAGCUGAGUGAGGCGGGUAUAAACAUUGUUUGAGAUGUACUCCGACACCUGCGUGGGGGUUUUGAUGACCAACCGAGUGCAAACCAUGGCCAAAUAUCCUAUAUAGAAAAUGGCACUCUUUUGGUGUUCGUUUCCGUCAGUUUCAAUCAUGGCCUCUUGAGGGCAUUAUACCAUUUUUCUGCGUGAGAUGCGGUGAUGACCACCUCCCUUCCGUCUACGCGGGCGGUGGCAGAAGUGGAUUCUAGUUCAGUAGCUGUAGAUGAGGAGAAGAAGGACCAGGAAGCUAGCGUUGGCUCCGCCACAGAGUUGCAAGGUACCACUUCGGCAGCUUGUUCAGAGUGAUCGAACAAUUGGUCCCCAAAAACCUUCUCUCCUUGGAACUCGAUUCCAGCCAUCAGUCCAUAAUAGAGGUUAAUUAUAUCUUCUGCUGACAUCGCCGAACCAGCAUAAAAUUUGAGAAAACUAAUCGCAUGACUCUUCAAGUUGGCCGGAGUGACUGCGACAAGAGGUUUUAGAUGGUUAGCCACUUCUUCAUCGAAGAGUUCAUCUCUCCACACCACAGCGUUUGGAGUUGAAGAGACGUGAAGUCCGCGUGUAGAAUUGUCACUUGACAAUCCUUUUAUCUUGGCAAAUGCGGCCCCAUGAGGAGUUCGUAUAUAGUUUUGGUAUUCAGCUGACUGCUCGGUCAAAGAUUGAUGCUGAGACAUGAUUGUUCGGUGGAGUUGUGAGAGAUCUUUGGUAAGAGUAUGGCAAGUGGAUGGGUAGUGAGAUUCAGUUGUUUUUCAUUAUUCAAAAUAAAGCUUCAAAUUAACUUUCUAAAGAAUUUUUAUUUCCUUUCCUGAUUAAAAAAAAGAUCAGAAAUACAAAAAGAAAAUUAAGUAAAGAAUGUCAGAAUUUUUAAAUACUGAAAUUAGUUUAUAAAAAAAGCUCCAAAAUAAAUCAAAAUCUUCAACAGAAACCAUUUCAAAUUCUUUCGCUGGAUGAAUGAGUAAUUUACCUAAUUUGCUUAUCAUCUAUUUUUUUCAUACUACUUCUUUUUAUAAAUAAUUUCUUUUGAUAAAAAAACAUUUAAUAAUAAUUACAAAAAAAAUUAAAAAAAAAUAUCUUCACCAAAUAGUAGAAUUUAUUGCGCGUAAGUGUAGUGCUGUAAGGAAACUUUUUUUAUGUAUAAAUGUUGAGAACAAGUCUUUUUUUCUGCGAAAAAAAUUCACGUGUAAAUAGAUAUUAUUCAUUAAAAAAAAAUACAUUUAAUAAAAAAAAACAAAUAUAUUUAAAAUGAAAUAAAAAAUAAAAUAAUUCAGUGAAGAUGAAGACUUUUUCAUCUUCUUUUUGUACGCAAUUUCCGUUGCUUCAUCUACAUUAUUUUUACUCUUCCAAAAUAAAUUUAAAAAAAAAAAAUAAAAAAGAAUUUAGAAUUUUCAUUUUUCACAGCGAACGCGGAAAAGUCAUAUAAUACUUUGAAUUAGCUUUUCAUUCAUUUUGUAGUUGUGCAUCAGUUUUUUUUUCUUAUUUAGAAAUAUAGAUUUAUAUAUAUUUCAAUGUAUUAAAGGUGAAAUAGAAAGUAAAUAAAGUGAGAAAGAGAUAAAAUAUAGGUAAUAAGGCAGAAAUGAUGUAAAAUAAAAAAAAUAAGAUUCUUUAGAACUUACAUUACUAAACAAGAAAAAAAUGUAAUAAUUCGUAAUUACCAAGAAAUUAAUUUUAUUACUUGUUACACAACUUCUAGGUUUGUAAGUUUUUUAAUUUUUAAGUUUUAUUCUGGAUAUGAGAAAAAAAUGCGUGUGAGGUCAUUGUGUGAAAUUCUGUAUAAAAAAAAACAAGUCUCGUGAUUAAUUUUUUUUGCUUAAAUUACGCUCUUAUUUUAAAAGUAAAAAAUAAAAUAAAAUAAAAUAUGACACGAGAUGUUUCUUUAUUUUGCCAAAAUAUAAAAUUCAACUUUUAAUAAUUUUUCUUUUUUUU
Lutzomyia longipalpis is the source of this 8450-nucleotide messenger RNA. RefSeq lists its product as uncharacterized. The record is from RefSeq and is a predicted model, not a curated record. NCBI's taxonomy places the organism in Eukaryota, Metazoa, Arthropoda, Insecta, Diptera, Psychodidae. The coding region runs from base 457 to 3831 and encodes 1124 amino acids. The transcript is spliced from 11 exons. Gene Ontology annotation, cellular component: NSL complex. Gene Ontology annotation, molecular function: histone acetyltransferase binding.